Molecule: messenger RNA, 1713 nt
Organism: Phaedon cochleariae (mustard beetle)
Lineage: Eukaryota; Metazoa; Arthropoda; Insecta; Coleoptera; Chrysomelidae
Source: the annotation of a GenBank genome assembly
AUGAGACUGUUCACAACCUUGCGACGACUUACAAAAAUCCAUGACAUUCUGUGUAAUAAGCUAACCAAGGAGUGUCCAUCCUAUUCUGCAACCAGAAGGUCUGUUUACAUCAGCCCUUCUUUAGACCAGUGGGGCAAAAAUAAGAAACACAGGAACGUGAAGUUGAAUUUAUUUCACGAAGCAAUGGCAGAUCCUAAAAUUGAAGAAGUUCUUGCUCCUCUCAGAGCUCAUGUGAAAGAACAGGGUGAUUUGGUACGCAAAUUGAAAGAAGAAGGUGCCCCAGCUUUGGACGUCAAGAAAGCCGUUCUAGAGCUCAAAGCUAGGAAAAAGGUUUUGGAAGACAAGGAACUUAGUUUAGCUCCUAACCAAACUUUUGACAGAGCUAAAAUGGAAGAUCUGUUGAAGCGCAGGUUCUUUUAUGACCAGAGUUUUGCUAUUUAUGGUGGUAUCACAGGACAGUUUGAUUUUGGACCUAUGGGGUGUGCUUUCAAGGCCAACUUAUUGCAAAUCUGGAGACAAUUUUUUGUGCUGGAAGAACAGAUGCUUGAGGUUGAUUGUUCUGUUUUGACUCCUGAACCUGUCCUGAAAGCUUCUGGUCAUGUAGACAGGUUUGCUGAUCUCAUGGUGAAAGAUGUGCAAUCUGGGGAGUGUUUUAGACUAGAUCAUCUCAUAAAAGCACACCUAGAAAAAAUUUCUGCUGAUAAAAAAACAUCACAAGAUGUUAGAGAUGAGUGUCAAGAUAUUGUGAUUAAGCUAGAUGGUAUGAAUAAGGCUGAGAUGGCAGCUGUCAUGGAGAAAUUCAAAAUGAAGAGUCCACUUACUGGGAAUGAACUUACUGAACCUAUUGAGUUCAAUCUUAUGUUUGGAACACAAAUAGGGCCAUCAGGACUCAUCAAGGGGAUCCAGCAGUUCAUGGUGAAAUGUGGCGUGGAUCCUUCACGUCUCAGGUUCAGGCAGCACAUGGCCAAUGAGAUGGCCCAUUAUGCUUGCGAUUGUUGGGACGCAGAAUGUUUGACAAGUUAUGCCACCGGGGUGCGUCUGGCGGCCGAGAAGAAGCUGGCGGAGCCGAGGGUUUGUGACGUGGUGGAGGCGUGCCCCAAUAAGGGGGCGCUGGGCAAGGCCUUCAAGAAGGACGCCAAAACGAUCACAGACGCGCUGGCCGGGCUGAAGAUAGAAGAUGUCGAGGAUUUGGAGAGGCAGUUGGAGGAUGACGGUUCAUACCAACUUUCUGUUGGUGAUGAAAAAUAUACGCUCAACAAAGAUAUGGUGUCGGUGAAAAAGUACCAGAAAACCGAGCAUGUCGAAGAAAUAAUUCCCAGCGUUAUUGAACCAUCAUUCGUUGACGACAGUUCCGGUUCCAUUGGAAGAAGAUAUGCUCGAACCGACGAGAUAGCGAUUCCUUACGGCAUCACCAUUGAUUUCGACACGCUCAAAGAACCUCACAGCGUCACGUUGAGGGAGAGAGAUUCCAUGGGACAAGUCAGAAUACCGCUGGACGAUAUCGCAGUGACUGUCCAUAAUCUUUCCUACAGCAAAGAAAGUUGGAGCGACAUCGAGAGGAAAUAUCCAAAAUUCGAACAACAGGAAAACAAAGGAGUAUGAAUUGAGCCCGGUUUCUGUCUUAACGUUAAUUCCAACUAAAUUAUUUAUUUGAUGAGCUUACUUUUUUAAGUAUGAAAGUGUACGUACCAUUUUUCGAAAUUAUGAUUUAUA